AUGGAGGAACACGAAGAUGCUCAAUACUGUUUUCAAGACAGAAACUCUUCUUGCAAAAUGGAUUCACUGUCAACACCUAUGUACAUGUCACUGUACAUCUUCUUCUCAUUGAUUUCAGUGGUUACAGUAUUUUUGAACCUACUGGUGAUCAUCUCCAUCUCUCACUUCAAGCAUCUCCACACUCCAACCAACCUGCUCAUCCUCUCUCUGGCUGUGUCAGAUCACCUGGUGGGACUCAUUGUGAUACCAUCAAUGACUGUAGCAAUAAUGGAAUCAUGCUGGGUUCCUGGGGAAUAUUUCUGUGUGUUGCUUCUCUAUACCUAUUUGGUAUGUACAUCUUUAUCUCUAGGUAAUCUGGUCUUGAUAUCCUUUGACCGUUAUGUUGCGGUUUGUGAUCCCUUACUGUAUCACUCAAAAAUAACAAUACCAAGAAUUAAGUUGUUCAUAUUUAUUAUCUGGUGUUGUUCUAUCAUAUACAAUGUUGUUUCUCUAAAUCUCACUGUAAAUGUUCACGUACCCAGUAGAUGUUUUGAAGAAUGCUAUUUUUCCGAAGGAUUUUUCUCAGGUAUCAUCGUGGACCUCUUUAUUUCACUGGUUAUCCCGUGUUCGAUUAUUUUAACACUUUAUUUGAAAAUAUUUGUGGUGGCCAGAUCACAGGCCAGAAAGGUAUUUUCUAAAGGCCCUACCACUGUGUCUGGUGUUAAAAAUGAACAGGCAAUUAAGUCUGAGAGAAAAGCAUCAAAAACUCUUGCUAUUGUUGUUUUCAACUAUCUAAUGUGUUAUAUUCCAAUUUACUUAUACCAAUGUAUUCAUGUUGCAAGUGGAAAUUCAUCAUCAGCUUUUGUAUGUUUUCUGCUACUUAUUAAUUCCUUAAUUAAUCCAAUAAUUUAUGCAUUCCUUUAUCCAUGGUUCAAAGUGACAGUUAAACGUAUUUUAACUCUGAAUCUAAGGCGUUUGUAG
Esox lucius (northern pike) is the source of this 960-nucleotide messenger RNA. RefSeq names its product trace amine-associated receptor 13c-like. NCBI's taxonomy places the organism in Eukaryota, Metazoa, Chordata, Actinopteri, Esociformes, Esocidae. Gene Ontology annotation, molecular function: trace-amine receptor activity. Gene Ontology annotation, cellular component: membrane. Gene Ontology annotation, biological process: G protein-coupled receptor signaling pathway. The record is from RefSeq and is a predicted model, not a curated record. The transcript has a single exon. The coding region runs from base 1 to 960 and encodes 319 amino acids.